ACUAACAUCUAAUGAACCAGCAUUUAACAUUGACGACAUGGAAUUUGAAAUGGAUGAUACAAUAUAUGAUACAAUAGAUAAAGAGUCUAAUAAUGAAUCUGAAAAAGAAAAUUCAAUUUUAUCAGAUAGAGAACUUAAGAGAAACAAAAAUAGAAAUGCUACAUCACGGUCCAAUUCAAAGAAACAGAAAACUGAAAGAAUGACUAUAAUAUGUGACAAAGAAAUGGAAUUGGCAGAUAUAAAAAUUAAUCAUGAAAUCGAAAUAUGUAAACUUAAAAAAGAACGAGAACAGUUUAUUAAUAAAAUGACGAUUAAAAAGUUGUUCUUAGAAAAAAAAGAGUUACAAGAAAGAGCUAAAUUAGCGAAAUUUCGUGCUCAAAGAGAAAUGGGAGAACAUUAUAUCUCAGAUGAUGAGUAGAAAAAAAUUUCUAAAAUAUUCGCUGUGAAUACUAAGUUAUAAAUAAUGU
Molecule: messenger RNA, 467 nt
Organism: Nylanderia fulva
Lineage: Eukaryota; Metazoa; Arthropoda; Insecta; Hymenoptera; Formicidae
Source: RefSeq, a predicted model, not a curated record